This is a messenger RNA of Mercenaria mercenaria, 6335 nucleotides long. Its product is annotated as multiple epidermal growth factor-like domains protein 10. Gene Ontology annotation, molecular function: scavenger receptor activity. The coding region runs from base 70 to 2157 and encodes 695 amino acids. NCBI's taxonomy places the organism in Eukaryota, Metazoa, Mollusca, Bivalvia, Venerida, Veneridae. The record is from RefSeq and is a predicted model, not a curated record. The transcript is spliced from 5 exons.
GUUCAUAUUUAAAAGGGUUAUAUUAGCGUAAGAAAUAGCAAGUUUUAUUCGGUCAAUGACGUGGUGAAAAUGGAAAACGGAUUGAUUUUUGUAAUUGUUGCUGUUUGCCUGAGCUGUGGUCAUUUAUUGGCAAGUCAAAACUUGAGUUGUGCUCGAGGGUACUGGGGAGCAGAUUGCGAAAAUAGAUGUUCCGAAGGAUGCACUGACAUCGGAUGUGACAAAGUUACCGGCUCUUGUUUUGAAUGCCGCUCAGGAUAUCAUGGGAAACAUUGUGAUAUUGCGUGUCGUCAUGCUCAUUGUGUAUGUGAUCGUUUAAAUGUGAAUUGCACAUCCUGUUACAAUGGCUGGUAUGGUGAUAUUUGCAAUUUGCCAUGUUACAACAAUUGUGUCACGUGUUCAAAAACAACGGGCGUGUGUAACACAUGUAAUUAUGGCUGGUAUGGGACCAACUGUAGCAUACAGUGUUCAAAGGGAUGCAGAUUUAGAUCUUGUUCAAUGUCAACCGGAUACUGUUCACGUUGUAAAGUAGGCUGGUUUGGGUCAAACUGCGAAAAACAAUGUCCAUCAAACUGUCAUAAUGGCUGUCAUAAAACUUCCGGUGACUGCAGUUACUGCAACUCUGGGUUUUGGGGUUCUCAAUGUUCAAGUGUUUGCCCGUCGAAUUGUGAAAUUUGUGAUAAAUCUGAUGGAACAUGUUUGUUUUGUCCUAGCGGAUUUUGGGGUAGUAACUGCUCGCAAACGUGCAGUACUAACAAUUGCAAAAUGUGUGAUAAAAACACAGGUAGUUGUAAAUAUUGCAUCUCUGGUUUUUGGGGACCGACAUGUAACUAUUUAUGCAGUAACUGCUCAACUGGAAACUGUGACAUUUCCUCCGGCGUUUGUGAGACCUGUCCCACUGGAUUUGCAGGUGAACUUUGCAAUAUUAGUUGUGAUGUUUCAACCUGUCAAAUUUGGAAAUGUGACAAAAAGCAAGGAUUUUCGUGUUCAAUAUGUAAUAACGGAUUUUGGGGAACGUUUUGUGAGAAACAAUGCAGUAUGAAUAACAAAUGUAGUUACUGCGACAAAAGUACGGGAAAAUGUUGGUCUUGUCAUUUUGGAUUUUGGGGAACAUUUUGCGAGAAAAAAUGUAAGGAAAAUAACUGUAGAUAUUGUGACAUCAACGACGGAAAAUGUCGUUCGUGUGAAAGUGGAUAUUGGGGAAAAGGUUGCGAGAAGAAAUGCAAUAAAAUCUGCGAAAAUUCUUGUAGAAAAGAUACAGGAAUAUGUUAUUCUUGCAAAGCCGGAUUAUGGGGAACAUUUUGUGACAAGAAAUGUCUGACAGCAGACAAGUGUCUUUAUUGCGGCAAAACCAAUGGAAAAUGCGAAACGUGCGUAAAUGGUUUCUGGGGAAGUUCGUGUGAAAAGAAUUGCGCCUCAAACUGUAUAGGACUCUGUGAUAAAGAGACAGGAACAUGUUUAUCAUGUAAACCUGGAUUUAUGGGUUUCAAUUGUGAAACCGCAUGUGAAAAUGACAACUGUGAAUUUUGUUAUGGUGACAGUCGUUCAUGUAGUAAAUGCCGAGCCGGAUUCUGGGGCCAAAACUGCGACAUUCAGUGCAAGUCUAAACGAUGCAUUGAAUGUCAUAUUGAUGAAGGACGCUGUACCCUUUGUGAGGACGGUUUCUGGGGGACAUACUGUCAUUUAAGAUGCUAUGAAGAGUGUGAAUGCUGCAACAACACUUCCGGUACUUGUUUUCAAGGUCAUUACUGCUCGGGAACAAAUAAGAUGUACAAAACUACAGUGGUACCUGCACAGACAAAUACCACCAUAGUUGCAGUUGGUAUUGCAUUAAUUGGCUGCUCGGUACUAGUGCUUCUCAUAGCCAUGUGUGUUCUUUGUUUCAUUAUACGUCGAAGCAAACAAAAGGCUGGUGCAGCUACAUCAAAAGAUAAAAAUGUUGUACAACAGAGUGUCUCAUAUACAGUGGAUCGAAAGGGAAAUGCCAAAACUGAGAUAUCUACGUUUCAAGCCGAAAAAGACAAUCACACAUAUUGGACUCCGGAAACAAACAAGGGGUUUGCAGAAGAAGAUUAUGAAAACAAGCAUAGUUUACGAAAGCCCAUUAUUAGACAGACACAGUCUGCGAAAACCCAUAAGUUUCUGAUGAGAAACUAUUAGCUUCGAUCAAUUUCAGGAAUAUAUAUUCUGAGAACGAGUAUCGUUCAAUUGUUAAGCUGGACUGCUAGCAAAAAGACUCUAAGUAUACAUAAUUCAAUGUAAAAUUCACACACAUUAUAUUUUUUCACAUGUUUCUUUCACAUAUGUAUCUUCAAAUAUGUUCAUUAUUUUCAUAUUUAAAAGAUUGUGGAAAAAACUUUUAAGCACGCAUAGAAUAUUUACAUCCCAAAAUACGAGUCGAUGAAAUUAAGUACUGCAUUUUUAUCUAUAUGAUUCUAUUAAUAAAACUGAACCAAAAGACGACUGAUCGGCUGCGGCAAGUCGUCAUCUAAGAUAAGUGUAUUUUACGGGACGUUUGAACAUUCAGUGUUAAAAUACCAGUAAUUUUGCAAUUUUAUUGCUUUAGUGUUGGAUUAAUUUCAAAAACAAUCAACAUAUGCAAAGUAAAAACGCUGUCCAUGAAAGUAAAGUCAAAAUAUAUUUUAAAUUUUCUUUUGGUAUGGAAACAUUUAAUUACAUUGUAUCUAAAGUACCUCUAUAGAAAACGAAACAAGCAGACACGUAACUUCCGGUCACACUUUUGUUUUUGAAUUCAUGAAAACGUCGACCCUGUAUGACAAUUGUAAAUAUAUACGUACACAUAUGAUAAAUAAAUAUAUAUUCUACCUCUCUUUAUAAUUAAUGAUCAAUCUUUUACAUAACUUUAUCUAUCUUCCUUUAUGAUGAUUUAAUUUUCAACAAACUGUGUCUAUUAAUCUUUUUGUGAGAAAACAGAAUUCUAACCAUUAUUGGGGUUAUAAAGUUGCAAUGUUUUCAUGGACUUUUUUUUUGUUUUACAAAAAUGUAUACCGAGAUCAUCCUCCAUACAGUAAUAAGCCCUUUCCUUACUUCCUCCUUAACGAUAAGGAAGUGACAUUUAUAUUUUAAUGCAAAUGACAGGAAAGGCACAUUUAAUGUUUUAUAGGUGUCAAAAUUGUUUGAAUUUAUCGUUGAAACCCUGAUUCUGUUAAGGAAGUUUCCAUUUACAAUAACCUAAUGUGAAUUAAUUUUGAAUUAAAAAUAAUAGCAUUUCGAAAUUUUAUAGACCAAAAUAAUCGAAUAGUGAAUAGAUAAUAGUUUUCAUAAACAAGCAUUGUUCAUAAUAUUGUUACAUGCGGUCAAUGCCUUUAUGCCACCAACCAUCUGUAGUUUAUGUUUUAAAUUAACAUACAUUGUCUAUUAACAUUACUGUGCAAUAGGUUUAAAAUAAGACAGAAUGCAUGUAUAGCUAAACACAGUAUAAAUAUUUAUUUCUAGUACAAAAAGACUAGCCAAUGAUUUUAUAUUUAACAUACAUGUAUACUGAUUGGAUGUUUUAGGUUUUGCAACAUUCUGCUACAAACUCCAAGUAGCGAUUCUAUUGUGCAUAUCUUGUGGGGAAGCAAUUCAGCUGGUUUUCGGAAGGUUCUACCUUUGUGACCGACCGUGAUGAAAUAAUGCACAGAUGAGCACCUGGGGUCUUCCUCCACAUCAAAGCUGGCAAGUUCCAAUAUGACCUAAUUUUGUGUCGUCCGUUGUUAUACCCUACAAAUCUAUUGUGCAUGCACUCUGUUGUUUAAGUUUCGAAUGGCAUGUGUUUUAUUGGUAAAUCAAGUGAGCAGCAGGAAAACAAAUAUGAUCUGUCGACGUCUCGAGAAAGAAAAAGUUACGCUAAAUAUAACACGUUUGUCAUAAUAUUGAAGAUUUUAAUGGAUGCAAUUCAAUCUGUCAAUCUAUAUCCAAAUCUGGAUACCGAAAGACCAUUCAGCAAUUUACGCAAUUUGAAUUUGCGUUUGCAAAUGUUAGGUGUUGCUUUCGUUAAAUAGAAAAAGUUACGAUUCGCGUGAGAAAACUUGAAAUAUUUUAGAUGUGUGGGUAGAUAUAUUUAUCAAAUAACCUAUUAAAAUGCAGAUGCAGAAGUCAUGCAUUAAAUUAGAUAUUGACAAAGAUUUCAAAAAUGAUAACAACAAAAAACUAGUAUAUCCUUAAUGUGUGAGUAUUGCCUAUGCAAUCUUCACAUUUUAGAGGAUAUUAAAUAAACAAAUGAAUAAAUAAAUGAUAAUAACAGCUUAGCACACGGUUCGAAUAUGCGGAUUGUUCACAUGUAUAGCAGUUUGGAUUUAGGUUUGGAUUACCCUAACAGGCACAUUGUUAGGUCCUUUUGGCGAUACGCAAUAUGCCUGCACGGGUCUUGGCAGUUGCACAAUAAAAUUUAUCAUAUAAUGACAUAGCGUUUCAAUGACUCAAAUACUUUGAAACAUAACUAUAUAUCUAUUGUGACUGUUAAUUUAAGGUUGUUGUGUCCUAGAGUGUAUUGUGUAUAACAAUUCACAGAACUCCUUUUUAAAUUCUAUGCCUGGCUUAAUUCAUUGUUAUUUAUAGGACUGGGACGAUUCGAUAACAGGUGAAACCGGUUUCAAUUUUGCAAAACCGCUAAUCGCUCUUAAACAAUAAACAUUACGAAACGUACUUAACCUUUUAUAUUUCUUUGACCAGAACAUUGGCCCGCAGUAUAUUUCCACUAAAACGCAUCUACUUGAACAUAAUCAAUAGUCUUCGAUUUACUUUUCGUGAUAUAUCUAAAAUAAAAUAUACCAAAACAUGACAUCAAUUAUCACACUGCUUCCAAACGAUAAAGUCCGUAAGUUCCUAAUAAAAUCAGCUGCUGGAAGUAUCUUUAAAUGGUCAUCAGUACAGAAAACAGCAUUUCAAGUAUGGCGGCCGAUUAACCGGUUCGAUUCGAUUUCAUACAAAUGAUUAACCGGUUUCAAAAUUUUGAAAUGGUCCCAGCCCUAGUUAUUUAUCCUUGUAUCGACAUAAUUCACGAAAAUUCUGCGAAAUAGAUAUCAAACAUGCUAAAAUCUUAGAUAAGAUAAUUAAUGAAUACUAGUACGGGCAAAGUAUCGUGCCAGAGCUAUCGAGCUAUUGAAGCACCAGGGUAAAGUUACAUAGAAUUCAAAAUAUACAGGGAUGCUCCAGUUGCAAUUUAGACACUGUGACUAUCCCUGGCAGCAAGCAUGAGCGGUGUGAUAAACUAUGAAUUUAAAUAACUAUCUUUGUAUUAUGUAGUACAAAUGUGACAAACAAAAUAUAUUAACGCUGGAAUAUAGAUCUGGCAAGAGGACGCAUUAAGUGCUGAUUUUUUAAACAUUAUCAAGGAGAGACCCUAAAAACCCAAUCCGCCUGGAGAUGGAGACCCCUUCCCUCACCUACCCCACACUCGCAGCAUCUCUACUUGGUUCGUAACUAUACUGCUCAUAUCUGCCGUACAGUUCAAAGUCAUGCAGGUACGUCCCUGACAGGAGUAUUCUAAUGAACAUAGUUUUGAUUAUAUAUAUAUAUAUAUAUAUAUAUAACAAAACAUAUGCACAACAACUGAUGGAACUGAUUUAUUUUAUCAUAAUUCUUCUUAAAAGCCAGGAAAAUAACCCGUUUUAUCGCAAAGCCCUUUCCUCAGUUAGAGAAAACUGAACACAUGCUAAAAAUGACAUGAUCUUAAUUUGGUAUAAAAAUAUUUACAAUUUAGAAAUUGAACUUCCUUAUUACUGUUGAAAAUGUAUAUAUACACUCAUCUGAAUAAUAUUUUAACACAGAAAAUCACUGUUCCUGUUUACUCUUGACUACUUUUAUUAGACUGGUGUUUUUGGAUGUUUACUUUAUAGUGUGAAAUUGUUUAUGUAAGGGUUGAUAAGAGGCAAUAUUUUAAGUUAUUGUUUCUGAAAGUUGGCCAAUUGCAUUGUCACUUUCUGAGACUAGGCUCCAAAUCUCAGUGCUAACUAACCUUGCAUGCAGUCAGUUUAAUUUCAACACUUUGAUUAAUAUUAUGUAAAAUUUAAUCCCUUCUUUUAAUUGCAUGGUUAUCAUAUAAAUCGGAAAAUUACAGCGACUGUUUUAAAGAAAGCGUCAAAAGAAGAAGAAGAAAUGACACUAACGAAGACGAAAAAUGGUCUAUAUCUCAAACGCUACAUAACCCAUUAACGUAAUCAAAGUGGUGCGUGUGUGGAUCAUAAUGAAAUGAAACUUAAUAGAAUAAAUAUAUUAAUGAAUGAUCUAACAUACUUAUCUAGUUAUCAAAUAAGUAAAGUGAGAUAUAUUUAUAUCGCUUGAUUUGUAUACACUGUACUAUAGCUUGUUUUGCAAAUAAAUACAUAAACAUAUAA